This is a messenger RNA of Kluyveromyces marxianus DMKU3-1042, 3696 nucleotides long. RefSeq names its product RHO1 GDP-GTP exchange protein 2 (gene ROM2). Gene Ontology annotation, molecular function: guanyl-nucleotide exchange factor activity. Lineage: Eukaryota; Fungi; Ascomycota; Saccharomycetes; Saccharomycetales; Saccharomycetaceae. The record is from RefSeq and is a predicted model, not a curated record. The coding region runs from base 1 to 3696 and encodes 1231 amino acids. Gene Ontology annotation, biological process: intracellular signal transduction. The transcript has a single exon.
AUGAAUUAUUCGGCCAAUGACUUAGAACAUGGCUCUAGAAGACAGUUGUUCACUCACAUUUUCGGGAUCAAGCGGCCUUUGUCCCCUCCUCCUUCUACAGUACCGCGGGACAUACCAGAUUCUUUGGAUAUGAUGAAUUUGAAAGCUGUGCUCAACGAAGAUGUCGAGAAGGAUUUACAACAGCGGCAGCCACAACAUGAUAGUAUAUUUUCGAGUCCUGUUCAUGUUAGGCAAAUUAGUGAUGUUUCAAGCAUCGAGCAAGAGAAUAAUCUGACUCCACCUGAUUCUGAAUCUCCGCAGCCUUACCGGUCAAAAGACACUAAUUUACCCAGACAAAGACCGGCUUCGCAUCAGACACAUGGAAGACCAACGCCUCCGGUUAUGGAUAUGAUCCAUGAAUCACCAAGAAGAACCAAAAGCGAGAAUUUCAAUACAAAACCGUCUUUGGCACCACUUUCCACAUCGUCUAUUAAUGAUAACACCAGUAAUCAUAAUCAUAAUAACAACAAUUCCAGAGGAUCUUUCACCUCCAAAAAAUCACCCCUUCAAGGGUUCGGACUGUUCUCUAGAUCAAGCUCGAAGGAUCUGCAGGCGGACGCUAAUCUAACGAUGACAAACAGCAACCACCAUCACCAUAAUAAUAACUCUAAUAAUAAUAACAACAACAACAAUCAUAAUAGCUUAUCAUCAGAUCAUCUGUUUGCAAGAACACAAUCCAUUAGCUCUUCUACGUUCAAAAAUUUCACCUCUCCAUUCCAAGGGAAAAGUAAGACCGCGGGUGGCAGAACUAUUCCUCAAAAGUAUGACCAUACUGUCAAUCCAUUAUCAGAAUCAUCAAUGGGUCUGGGACUGAAACAGAGGGCAUCAUCAGCAUCUUUAUCUACAGAAAAUACAGGGUCAAGACAUAUCCGUAGAACUUCCACAAGUUCACUGUAUACAAAGCAUUUCGUGGUUUCCAGCUCUAUAAGACGACCACAAGUCUACCCAGCAAUACUAUCACGUGUAGCCACUGCAUUCAAAAAAUCCAUCACUCUAGGCGAGUAUAAAAAGGAUGGACUUGUGUACAGAGAUGCCUUCACAGGUCAACAAGCCAUCGAUGUAAUAUGCUCAAUCAUAAGGACCAAUGACAGAAACCUAGCCCUGUUGCUAGGAAGAGCGCUUGACGCACAGAAGCUCUUCCAUGAUGUUAUCUACGAGCAUAGACUUCGUGAUUCUCCAAACGAGGUUUAUGAAUUUACAGGUAAUUCAAGGGUCAUUGGUAAAGGUAUUUAUGAAAUUGAACCAUCAGGCACUUUCUCUACCUCUCAAUCAACUGCCACUCUGUUGCCAUCACAGUCGGAAUCUAGUUUAUCUUUAAUGGAAAAAGCAGAAGACCCAGACACUUUUCACCAGGUAAAUGGUGUUUUCACAUUAUUGGCCGAAUGUUACUCUCCAACUUGUACUAGAAAUAGACUAUGUUAUUCCAUCUCGUGCCCAAAGCGUCUCGAACAACAAGCUCGUUUGAAUUUAAAGCCAAAUGGUGGUUUAAAAAGAAACAUUUCUAUGGCUAUCGAUGACGAUGAUGAAGAGAAAACAUCUUGGACUAGUUCUGUUCCUGAAGAAGUAUGGAGUAAAUUAUCAAAACGUGAAAUAAAGAGGCAGGAAGCCAUAUAUGAAGUCUACAGCACAGAAAAGAAGUUUGUUAAGUCGUUAGAGAUAUUGAGGGACACUUUUAUGAAGAAGUUAGCAGAAACAAAUAUCAUUCCGGCGGAUAUUCGUAAAAACUUCAUCAAACAUGUUUUCGCACACGUAAAUGACAUUUAUUCUGUUAAUCGCCGUCUAUUAGAUGCAUUAGCUGAAAGACAAAAAGCUUCUCCAAUCGUUGAUGGUAUUGGUGACAUUCUACUACGUUUUAUUCCAUUCUUUGAGCCAUUUGUCAUGUAUGUGGCCUCUCGACCAUAUGCAAAAUAUCUUAUUGAAACCCAACGAUCAGUAAAUCCAUACUUUGCACGUUUUGAUGACGAUUUGAUGAAUUCUAAGUUGAGGCAUGGGAUUGACUCCUUUUUAUCCCAAGGUGUUUCUAGACCUGGACGUUACGUUUUGUUGGUUAGAGAAAUAAUGAAGUCCUGUGACCCAGUGGCUGAUAAAAGGGACUUAGAAAAUCUAACCAGAGCACUAGAAGCACUGCGUGCAUUUAUGAAACGUAUUGAUAAGGCAAGUGGUGCAGCACAAGAUAGACAUGAUGUUAAGUUAUUAAAGCAAAAAAUUUUGUUCAAAAACGAAUAUGUUAACAUGGGUUUGAACGAUGAUAAACGUAAGAUCAAACAUGAAGGUUUAUUAUCAAGGAAGGAAGUUACUAAGAAUGACAACGGAGGAUUUGGUGAUAUUCAAUUCUAUCUAUUGGACAAUAUGCUAUUGUUUUUAAAAUCUAAAGCAGUUAAUAAGUGGAAUCAACACAAGGUUUUCCAACGCCCUAUCCCACUUCCGUUAUUAUUUGCAGCUCCUGGUGAAGAAAUGCCCAGUCUAAAAAAGCACAUUUGUGGCAAAGCUGAUAGUCAAGGAACUGUUAUAAUUCCGGAGGGAGUCGCGGUUGCCAACCCUAGGAAUGCAAUUACCUUCCUAUACUACGGGGCUAAGCAAAAAUACCAAGUGACUCUAUAUGCUGCUCAAUUUGCAGCAAUGCAAACAUUAUUAGAGAAGAUUAAACAAGAACAGGCACGUAUCAUCAAAGAAAAUGAUAUUUUCAACAUCUGCAAGAUCAGUGACAGAUACUUCGAUUACUCGAACAAGAUUAAUAGUGUUGCAUCAUGUGACGGUGGUAGAAAAUUCAUUAUUGCCACAUCCCAAGGCCUCUUUGUUAGCAGUGUAAGAAGGGUUGAGAACACUAUUUCAUUCGGAACCCCAACGAAGCUUUUAUCGAAGAACAAUAUUUCUCAGCUAUCAGUCCUGGAGGAGUUCCAAUCCAUUUUAAUAUUGGUUGACAAAAAAUUGUACAGCUGUUCCUUCGAAUUAUUAAACAUAACUGAACCACAAGCAGGAAAUACGUAUUUCAAGAAGCAUGCAAAAGAAUUGGCAACCCAUGUCUCCUUCUUUAGUACUGGGGAUUGUAACGGGAAAAAGUUAAUUGUCACGGCACAUACUUCGCAUAAUUCUAUCAAAUACUUCGAGCAUCAACAUCCGUUAUUACAUGACAAGAAGCACGCAAAAAAGAAGUACACGGAGGUUCAAUUCGAUAGCGAACCAGUGUCGAUAUCCUUCUUGAAAGCUAAUCUUUGUAUUGGGUGUAAAAAGGGUUUCCAGAUCGUGUCAGUAUCUCAAAAUGCACACGAACCACUACUAGACCCAGCGGACACGUCGCUAGACUUUGCAAUCCGCGAUUCAUUGCAUCCUCAAGUGAUAUACCGUGUGGGAAAUAUGUUUUUCUUGUGCUACACAGAAUUUGCCUUCUUUGUUAAUAACCAAGGCUGGCGUAAAAAGGAAUAUCACAUAAUCCACUGGGAAGGUGAACCGGAAAAAUUUGCCAUUUGGUAUCCAUACAUCAUUGCAUUUGACAACAAUUUCAUAGAGAUCCGCAAGGUUGAAACUGGCGAACUCGUCAGAUGUAUUGUUGGAGAAAAAAUCAGACUUUUACAAACAAGCUCUCAAGAGAUUUUAUAUGUUUACGAGGACGAACGGGGCUACGAUACAAUUGCAUCCUUAGACUUUUGGGGCAAGUAA